Messenger RNA from Malaya genurostris, 855 nucleotides. It is a transcript of the gene RpL10Ab, whose product is annotated as large ribosomal subunit protein uL1. The transcript has 3 exons. The record is from RefSeq and is a predicted model, not a curated record. NCBI's taxonomy places the organism in Eukaryota, Metazoa, Arthropoda, Insecta, Diptera, Culicidae. The coding region runs from base 97 to 750 and encodes 217 amino acids. Gene Ontology annotation, biological process: translation. Gene Ontology annotation, cellular component: large ribosomal subunit. Gene Ontology annotation, molecular function: RNA binding; structural constituent of ribosome.
UCUGGUCUUUCGAACACGUUUGCUGUUUCCGGCUGCCAUCAGAAAACUCGUUCUCUUUUUUCGUGCAAACGUCGUACAGUGCGGAUCUGCAUCAAUAUGACCUCCAAAGUUUCGAAGGACAUUCUGUAUGAAUGCGUUAAUGAAGUGCUGAAAGGUGCCAAGAAGAAUCAUCGGCGGUUCCUGGAAACCGUGGAACUCCAAAUUGGCUUGAAGAACUACGAUCCUCAAAAGGACAAACGUUUCUCCGGCACUGUCAAACUAAAGUAUAUUCCUCGUCCAAAGAUGCAAGUAUGUGUUCUUGGUGACCAGCAGCACUGCGACGAAGCAAAGGCCAAUGAGGUUCCGUAUAUGGAUGCAGAAGCCCUUAAGAAGCUUAACAAGAACAAGAAGUUAGUCAAAAAGCUAGCUAAAAAGUACGAUGCUUUCCUGGCCUCGGAAUCGCUCAUCAAGCAGAUUCCCCGUCUGCUUGGUCCAGGUCUGAACAAGGCCGGUAAAUUCCCCGGUCUUCUGGCGCAUAGCGAAUCAAUGAUGCAAAAGAUCGACGAAGUUAAGGCGACCAUUAAGUUCCAGAUGAAGAAGGUUCUAUGUUUGUCAGUUGCCGUUGGUCAUGUCAAAAUGACUCCUGACGAAUUGGCUCAGAAUGUACAUCUUUCGAUCAAUUUCCUAGUGUCGCUACUGAAAAAGCAUUGGCAGAACGUUCGUUCAUUGCACAUCAAAUCAUCGAUGGGAGCUGCUCAGCGUUUGUAUUAAGAACCGGAAUGUUUCUAUUUUGUACGUGCAACCGAUACAAAUUUGAUUAACUAUUCGUAAGGUAAUUUUGCUCCAGUUAAAGCAAUAAAGGCUGUACUGUAGUCA